GAAGGGGCCCGCCCGCCCGCGGUCACUCUCCUGCCCCCAGCCGCCAGGGACGGGAGAAGGGACCAGCGGCGGAAAUCCCCGGCUGCGCUACGUAGGACAGGAGGGAGGAGCUGGCUCAGCCCGGGCACUGCCCAGCGGCUCUUUCACUGCUUCUCCUGCCGCCGCUCGCCGAGGGACAGUGCCUGCGCCUCCCGCCGAGUCCCCGAGGCUGGCUGAGCAGCGCCCCGCGCCGCGAUGGAGCCGAGAAGCUCUGGACUUUGGUUACUGUUUCUUUGUGCUCUAGGAUGCGUUAUUGCAGAGGAAGAUACGAAAGUUAUCAGCACAAUAGGCAGCACUGCUGAACUGAGCUGCAUUUAUCCUCAAGAGAAAAAAUUCAUUUUAAAUAAGCUACGCGUCUUUUGGCAAAUAGCAGAUGGUUCAAAACUGUGUUCAGUGGUACACACCUUUAAUUCUGGUCACGAGAACCAAAGCGAGCAGUGUGCAGACUUCAGAAACAGGACUCGAUUAUUUCAGGAUAAGCUGGAAAAUGGCAUUUUUUCUCUGCUGCUGCUAAACGUCAGCCUGAGAGAUGAACACACGUACCGGUGCAUAGUACAGAAGAAGGACGUAGUUUUCAGGGUUAUUCACAAUGCAGAUGUGACCCUCAAGGUAGCAGCCAAUAACAGCUUGCCAGUACUAAGUGAACCUACAGGAAACUGCCCAGAUAUUGGAGAAAAGGUGACAUUAAGUUGCAACUAUAGCCAAGGAUACCCAGAGCCAAACAUUUACUGGAUAAAUAGAACAGACAAUAGCUCCCUCCAUCCAUCAUCAUUAAAGAUCAUCCAAGACAAUGAUGGCACAUACAGUGUUUUCAGCACACUGAAGAUUGAACCAAAUUCUGAUAUAAAUGUAGGAUGUAUCAUAGAAAAUGAACUACUACAGCAAAAUCUAACUGUCCUCUUCUCGAAAGACGUCACAAACCCUAACCCGACCAGCAGCGAUCGGUUAUAUCUAAAUGAACCGGGAGCUCAGGCUGGAAGUGUCCUUGCCAUUGCCAUUGUGUUAGCUGGUCUAGCUGUUUUAACCUGCUGGCUGUGGAAAAGGAAAUCCCCUCACCGGAAAUCAUAUGCAGAUGUUCAACAAAAUGAAGAUGGAGCACAGCACAAUACACACGUUUAAAUGGGAAAUUCUCAGAGAAUUUGGGCAGCUGGUGAUAUACCAAGAGAAUGCUGAAGCUAUGGAUGCUAUGUUGAAGCCAAGGACGGCAGCAUUAUCUGCAAUAUGAAUGACAUAGUGUUUCCAGAGCAUGGGCCAGGUCAAAUGGCAAAAACCUUCUCUGACAGAGGAGAGAGCAAAAUCCACCUGCUUUGGUCUGCCACUUCUAAACAGCCUUGUGCUGGUUUCAAAAUACCUGUGUGAGUGAAAGGUACAGUUGUUCCCAGAUGCUGAAGCAUUGCUUCAGGAAUGAAAGACUGCCAACUGUUAUUUUAUCAAUCUAAGAAUUCCCUACUAGGAGAUAAGCAACUGUGUUUCAGCAGUGCUGACAAUUCUCUCUGCCUUUGAGACUUUUCAUAACGAUUACUGAACAUGAAAAAUGGCAGCUAGGCAAGUGAAAACUGCAAGACUGCGUAGAGCAAACUUUGUUGCCUGUUUUACUUCUUCCCCUUCCUCCAUGCAUCCUUUCACUGUUUCUGGGCAGCAUCAAUGGCAACACAAAAAUAUCCUGAAGCUUCCAACUUAGACAUGCAGAGGUACCGGUGCCUGUAGCUGAACAAAACUUUUGAGUAUGAACAUUAGAAAGCCUUCUUUUAUUUCAGUUUAAGUGUGCAUUCUACAUUUUACAGAGUACUCGAUCAAAAAGGGAGUGUCCAUCAGUUGACAGAGCACAGAAAUUACCAGGAUUCCUAGGAAUUGCAUAGCACUACCUUAGCAUUGUCUGUGCUGAAUUCAGAUCAGCAGUUGCCUGUGUGCAUAUACUUUAGAGACUGGACAAAAAAAAAACAUAGUGUUAUCCUCAUUUUGGCAUGACAAGCGUCAACCGCUCCCUGUUGCGUUCUAGGAUACUGGAGAUUUGAAAUACAAUCUUCCUGCACUCCCUUCCCCUCCCCCACCCAUAAAAACAAGUGUGUAGCAUAUACAGUCACAUUUGCCCUUGAUACAGCAAGAACAUCAUUAACAGAUAAAGUAAAUGUGUGGUGAAAUCAGGGCCAUCCUUAGGAUUUAUGGGGCUCCAUGCAGUAUUAUUAAACCGGUGCCCCUAUGCCUGAUGGCAGCCUGGGCUCACAUGUGUAUUUUAGAUAAGGGGGGUCUUUUGAAGGAUUUAUUUAAAAAAAAUAUGUCUGAAGAUCCAAGCAUUUAAGGCUAAAGAUGAAUACUCAGACUGUGCAUCUAAAAACCGGGUAGGGAUUUUUUAGAGAUGUGAUUUUAUAAUCUUCAGCAACACACUAAUGAAAUAUUUUUAAAGCAAUUUUUAAACUAAGGUCCUGUUGUGUAGACUAACAUGUUCUGAGUAAAUUUUAGUCAUGCACAACUGUUUUUGGCAGUAAAUUCAGAAACUGACAGUAGAUACCUGGGGGUUGGCAAAUGCCUUCAUUACCACUUGAAUGGCUCUUUGACAGUUUCAAUGUUGUGCUAAUAGGUCUGGCAGGCUGAAAGGCUUUUUCACGUUUACGUACUGGACCCCCUCUAGAGGAAGAGUCACCAGGCUGCAGCAGCCAGCUGUGGUGGGAGCUGCAGGAGGGGUCAGAUAAGAACAGGGAUAGGAAGAGGCGGGAGGGUGGACACGAAGACCCAGGGUGCCCCAAAUUUUCAGGUGCCCUAUGCCUUGUAUACUACAUAUGCCUAAGGACGGCACUGGGUGAAAUAAACAGAUGCCAUGGCCAGGGGUCCUGCGAGUGAAAUAUGUAAAAAUCAAAGCAACUAAUUUUUCCCAACACAUAGGGUUUUGAAGGAGGAUUAAUUUGUUUGCUUUGGGCAUCUUACUCCCUCUAUAUCCAUCACCAUUCUGAAUUGUACCACCUUUAUGCCAUUUGAAUGAAAGAAUCAUAACCCUGCUUUUCCAAACUAUGCUGGGGAUAUGGCACCAGGUGGCAAAGGUGGGUUAGUGACCUGGCUUUUCAUCUUCAAAUCCUAGUUAAAUUAAAAUAAAUGUGGUGGCCACAUUCCAUCAUUGUGCCUAUUACAAAACCAACUGAUGAUCUGAUCUGGGUAGGAGUGUCUGCUGAAGCAAUAGUCAUGACUAGGCUAACAAUGCAGUAAGAACAAGUUAGAUGAACCUGUCAGGACUUGUGCCUCAACACCGGGGGAUGGAAUAGAUCUCCUCUUGAGGUCCCUUCCAGCCCUACACUUCUGUUAUUCUACCGGCAGAUUACAACACCGGCCCAAUUUUUUGUAGGAAGAUUGCACAGACUCAGUCUGCUCUGGGUCUAGCACAAGCCCCAAUUAGCACUCACUUUAAGGCAAACUAGAUUUGUUCUCAGAUUUUAACAGGAUGGGGAAUCUUUAGCAAGCACACUGUGCUGUAAGCAUAUGGGAAGAAGAGAGACAUUUAAAUACUUUAAUUUUUAAAUUGAUUUGUCCAUGAGCUUUAAAAAGAGAGUGAUAGAUGUGUGCUCAAUGUGAGCAAGAGAGAAGCCUGGUGUAUUUAUGACUACAAUAGAACCUCAGAGUUCUGAAACACCAUAGUUAUGAACUGACCAGUCAACACACACCUCAUUUGGAACCAGAAGGCAGCAGUAGAGACCAAAAAAAAACAAAAACAAAAAAAAGCACAGUAUUGCGUUAAACAAACUACUAAAAAAAAUAAAGGGAAAGUAGCAUUUUUCUUCUCUGCACAGUAAAUCUUCAAAGCUGUAUGAAGUCAAUGUUCAGUUGUAAACUUCUGAAAGAACAACCGUAAUGUUUUGUUCAGAGUCAUGAACAACCUCCAUUCCCGCGGUGUUCAUAAUGCUGAGGAUCCACUGUAGUUUAAAGAAUAUGAAUUUCAUGUUGCCACUGUGUUGCCUGCCUGUUGUCUGUGAUAACAGUGUAAAAGACGACAUGUGGAGGCAACAGAUGGCACAAGAAAGUGUUAUAUAGGUUGAGAUUUUGUUGGUUGGUUUUGGUUAUGAAACAAGAGGAUUUGAUGGACAAAAUAUGCAAUGCUUGAUCUCUUAAGGUCUCUGGAAGAAAUUCUGAGUUAUACUGAACGCUGUUCUUUGAGGGUUUUGGUUAGUCUAGCUUCAGCCUGAACACAUUGCACAAUGAUGUCUUUAACCGGAGCUGUUCCCCAGCUGCAAGCUUGAGGAGUUACACAAUAUUUUGCAGACAAGAUUAGAAGGGCGCCAUAAACUACUUCCAAUAGCCUUUUUCUUUUUCUUCCUGACUUAGACAUUGGAUCUUCUCAGCAGUCCAAAGUCUGUCUGUAUUUUGUUUUUACUGAUAUCUGGAGAUAUAUUGAUCAAAAGCUAUAAUGUUGAACUAGAUACCCUACAAAUGUGAACAAAAGUUGUAAAUAUGUCCAUUCCUGAAUGGUCCAGUACAGCGUCCUGCAGAUGUUUUGUUAUUAUCUGUCAGAUCAGAUAUGUUGGCUUUACCAGCCCCUAUGCCACUAUUAUGCCUUACACAUAUGUACCUUUUCUAAACGCACCUUCCUUUAGAAAAGGCCACACCUAUUAUCUGGAGAUGUAAGAAAUGAAUGUAGCAAUUCUUCUUAAUAGUCUUGUUAAGUUAAUAAUUUUACUUGAUUAGAUUACUGUACAGUGUGUAGCGAGUACUGAAUGGUGACAGCUUGCUUUUGCUAGUUUGAUAUAUUUGUUUGGGUUAUGUCUUCUCUUUCUGGCUGCAAAUCUUAGGUUACUAUUUUUUUACCAUCAGAAGGAUACAAGACUGAGUUGUUCAUUCAGUUUUUUUGUCCUUAUUAGUUACCAUAUUUAUGUUUCCAAUAAAACAAGCCCUGAUUUUGUUUGUCA
Gopherus flavomarginatus (Mexican gopher tortoise) is the source of this 4928-nucleotide messenger RNA. It is a transcript of the gene ICOSLG, whose product is annotated as inducible T cell costimulator ligand. Bases 235 to 1158 code for a protein of 307 amino acids. The transcript has 7 exons. NCBI's taxonomy places the organism in Eukaryota, Metazoa, Chordata, Testudines, Testudinidae. The record is from RefSeq and is a predicted model, not a curated record.